Hypomesus transpacificus is the source of this 3577-nucleotide messenger RNA. RefSeq names its product deleted in malignant brain tumors 1 protein-like. Bases 1 to 3336 code for a protein of 1111 amino acids. The transcript has 15 exons. Lineage: Eukaryota; Metazoa; Chordata; Actinopteri; Osmeriformes; Osmeridae. The record is from RefSeq and is a predicted model, not a curated record. Gene Ontology annotation, cellular component: membrane.
AUGGCACUUAGACCAAAAGAAAAGUGUUUUUUCACACUUCUGAUUACAGUUAUUUGCUACAGUGAGGGAAUUCCUAACGGCCCCCAAAAUGGAUUCGAUGUACGUCUAGUGGAUGGUCCCAACAACUGCUCUGGAAGAGUGGAAGUGUUGUAUUCAGGCCAGUGGGGUACAGUGUGUGAUGAUGAUUGGGAUUGGAUGGAUGCAAAGGUGGUGUGCAGAGAGCUGGGAUGUGGAGAAGCUCUAGUGGCCCUGGGGGAGGCUCACUUUGGACAAGGAAGCGGGGAGAUCUGGUUAGAUGAUGUUAGCUGUACUGGGACAGAGGAGUCUCUGUUUGGGUGCAACUCUCGAAGAUUGGGGUCACACAACUGUGUACACUUUGAGGAUGCCGGGGUCAAAUGUGUGGGUCCAUCACUCCAAAAUGUUCAUUCUGAGAGAGUGCGCCUGGUGGACGGACCUGAUCUCUGCUCCGGGAGGGUGGAGGUACAUCAAGACGGGAGUUGGGCCACAGUGUGUGGCCGUAACUGGGGUUUACUUGAUGCCAAAGUAGUAUGCCGAGAGCUGAGUUGUGGAACUGCUCUGGGGGCUCAUCCUGAAGCUUUCUCUGGCAUGGGGACUGGUCCAAUCCUGGAGGUGGUGUGCAUAGGAAGUGAAAGGUCUCUACUUGAAUGCAGAUCACAAGAAAUUGGAAUAGCUGACUGUGACCAUGGUGAAGCUGCCAGCGUAUCAUGCAUGGGACCCCCAGGCAGAAACAUGAUGUCAGAUGGCCAGUUGAUCCGACUGAUGGCGGGUCCUGAUCAUUGUUCAGGAAGGGUCGAAGUGUAUCAUGCAGGCCAAUGGGGUACAGUGUGUGAUGACGACUGGGAUUUGAGGGAUGCAGAUGUGGUCUGCAGACAGCUAAACUGUGGGUUUGCAAGGGAAGCCCCUAAACAGGCAUGGUUUGGAAUGGGAAUUGGUAUUCCCAUUCUGCUAGACAACAUGGGUUGUGUUGGUGGAGAGGAUUCCAUCUUUGACUGCCAGUCCGAACCUGUAGGUCAGCACAACUGCAUGCACCAUGAAGAUGCAAGUGUUGUUUGUUCAGUUUCACACAUAUCUGGAUCUUCCAUCCGUUUGUCCGAUGGCCCCAACAACUGCUCUGGGAGAGUGGAGGUGUUGUUCUCAGGCCAGUGGGGUUCAGUUUGUGAUGAUGGCUGGGAUCUGCGGGAUGCCCAAGUGGUGUGCAGAGAGCUGGGCUGUGGAGAAGCCCUAGAAGCCCUUGGCCAAGCCAGGUUUGGUCAAGGUUCUGGACGUAUCAUUCUCGAUGACAUGCUUUGCAUUGGUACUGAGGGAUCACUCCAGGACUGCAGUGGAAGUGAACCAGGAGUGCAUAACUGUGGCCAUAGUGAGGAUGCAGGGGUCAUAUGUACAGAUGUUUCCUUUGGCACCAGAGUGCGCCUGGUCAAUGGCCCCAACAACUGCUCUGGGAGAGUGGAGGUGUUGUACUCAGGCCAGUGGGGUUCAGUGUGUGAUGAUGGCUGGGAUCUGCAGGAUGCCCAGGUGGUGUGCAGAGAGCUGGGCUGUGGAGAAGCUCUGGAAGUCUCUGGAAUGGCCCAGUUUGGACAGGGGACUGGCUCCAUCACCCUGGAUGACCUGGCCUGCUCUGGUUCUGAAGACUCUUUGCUGCAGUGUCCCCACAACGGCCUGGGGAACCAUAACUGUGGCCACCAUGAAGAUGCUGGCAUCACAUGCACUGACAGUUUACCCAGAGUACGCCUGGUCAACGGCUCCACCAACUGCUCUGGGAGAGUGGAGGUGUUGUACUCAGGCCAGUGGGGUUCAGUAUGUGAUGAUGGCUGGGAUCUACUGGGUGCCACGGCAGUGUGCAGAAGGCUGGGCUGUGGAGAAGCUCUGGAAGCCCCACACCAAGCCUGGUUUGGUCAGGGUUCUGGACCUGUCUUUCUAACUGACAUGCUUUAUGAUGGCACAGAGGGAUCAUUUCAGGAACAUAGUGGAAGUGGACAAGGGGUGCAUAACUGUGGCCACGAUGAGGAUGCAGGGGUCAUCUGUACAGAUGGUUCCCUUGGCACCAGAGUGCGCCUGGUCAACGGCCCCAACAACUGCUCUGGGAGAGUGGAGGUGUUGUACUCAGGCCAGUGGGGUUCAGUGUGUGAUGAUGGCUGGGAUCUGCAGGAUGCCCAGGUGGUGUGCAGAGAGCUGGGUUGUGGAGAAGCUCUGGAGGUCUCUGGAAUGGCCCAGUUUGGACAGGGGACUGGCUCCAUCACCCUGGAUGACCUGGCCUGCUCUGGUUCUGAAGACUCUUUGCUGCAGUGUCCCCACAACGGCCUGGGGAACCAUAACUGUGGCCACCAUGAAGAUGCUGGCAUCACAUGCACUGACAGUUUACCCAGAGUGCGCCUGGUCAAUGGCACCAACAACUGCUCUGGGAGAGUGGAGGUGUUGUACUCAGGCCAGUGGGGUUCAGUAUGUGAUGAUGGCUGGGAUCUGUGGGAUGCCCAGGUGGUGUGCAGAGAGCUGGGCUGUGGAGAAGCUCUGGAGGUCUCUGGAAUGGCCCAGUUUGGACAGGGGACUGGCUCCAUCACCCUGGAUGACCUGGCCUGCUCUGGUUCUGAAGACUCUUUGCUGCAGUGUCCCCACAACGGCCUGGGGAACCAUAACUGUGGCCACCAUGAAGAUGCUGGCAUCACAUGCACUGACAGUUUACCCAGAGUACGCCUGGUCAACGGCUCCACCAACUGCUCUGGGAGAGUGGAGGUGUUGUACUCAGGCCAGUGGGGUUCAGUAUGUGAUGAUGGCUGGGAUCUACUGGGUGCCACGGCAGUGUGCAGAAGGCUGGGCUGUGGAGAAGCUCUGGAAGCCCCACACCAAGCCUGGUUUGGUCAGGGUUCUGGACCUGUCUUUCUAACUGACAUGCUUUAUGAUGGCACAGAGGGAUCAUUUCAGGAACAUAGUGGAAGUGGACAAGGGGUGCAUAACUGUGGCCACGAUGAGGAUGCAGGGGUCAUCUGUACAGAUGGUUCCUUUGGAACAAGAGUGCGCCUGGUCAAUGGCCCCAACAACUGCUCUGGGAGAGUGGAGGUGUUGUACUCAGGCCAGUGGGGUUCAGUGUGUGAUGAUGGCUGGGAUCUGCAGGAUGCCCAGGUGGUCUGCAGAGAGCUGGGCUGUGGAGAAGCUCUGGAGGUCUCUGGAAUGGCCCAGUUUGGACAGGGGACUGGCUCCAUCACCCUGGAUGACCUGGCCUGCUCUGGUUCUGAAGACUCUUUGCUGCAGUGUGCCCACAAUGGGCUGGGGAACCAUAACUGUGGCCACCAUGAAGAUGCUGGAGUCACAUGCAGUGUUUAAGAAUAGUAUUUUAAAAUCCUUUAGAUCAGUUACUUUUACAAUGAUGAGUCACACUACUGAAAAAGGCAAUUCAUUUGAGAAAGCAUGUACUUUCCUGACAAUAACAUCCUGUUAAGAUCUAUAUCCUGACCAUAUAGGUGUUUUUUGAUUGCAUUACCACACCUCCUGUAGUCACCCUUUUCCUAACUAAUAUAGGCAGAAGGCAAUAGUCUCUGUUUCAGUACAAGUAUAUGAAUUUGAA